UGACUGCUGCUGUGCUCACUUUCCAUGCUGGUCCUCUGCUGUUCCACCUGCCGCCAUCCAGACUUAAACACUGGAAACUGAAUUAUUUCCAGGACAUUGGAUUAGGUGAGGAUGUUUCCUUCUUUUAAAUCAGUACUGCUGGUCAUUACACUGUCUGGCAUGUGGGCCCAAGACCUUUAUGAAGAGAAGAAAAAUUACAAGAAAUCCAGGGCCAAACCCCUGCCUGCAGGCAUUCAUGAUGGCCAAGCCAUCCUUGAUGAGGACUGUAGCUUGGAACUCUCCUUCUUGUUGGACAGUUCUGAGAGUGCAAAGGACAAUCAUGAGCAGGAAAAGCAGUUUGUUCUAGGUAUGGUGGACAGACUCCAAGGUGCACGGCUGCAAACGGGUCGCAGACUGAGCUCCAGGGUGGCUCUGCUGCAGUACAGCAGUCAUGUUAUCAAGGAGCAAACCUUCAGAGACUGGAAAGGCGCAGAGAACUUUAAAAACCGAAUCGCCCCCAUAGUGUACAUCGGUCAUGGCACUUACACCACCUAUGCCAUCACCAACAUGACCCAAAUCUACCAGGAGGAAUCCAGACCUGCUAGCACCAAAGUAGUAGUGCUGCUCACAGAUGGUGCGUCCCACCCAAGGAACCCAGACAUUUUCUCUGCAGUCACCGAUGCCAAGAACCAGGGCAUCAAAUUCUUCACUCUGGGCAUCACCCGGGCUGCCAACGAGUCCGUCAACAAAGAAGAGCUCCGUCUGCUUGCCAGCUCCCCUGCCUCCCGCUUCCUCCAUCAUCUACAGGAUGACGGCAUAGUGGAAAAAAUCUUCACACAAGUUACUGCUUUAGCUGAUGAAGGAUGUCCCCUGGCCCAAAGAUGUGCUUGUGAGAAGGGAGAAAAAGGACCCAGUGGGCCUGCGGGAAAGAAAGGUCGUCCUGGUGAUGAUGGCGCUCCGGGGCAGAAAGGGCAAAAGGGUGAAGCAGGAUUAAGUGGGGUUCCUGGGCGAGAGGGCAGUGAGGGAAAACCAGGUUACAAAGGAGACAAGGGUGACAGGGGGGAGUGUGGCACUCCAGGAGUCAAAGGAGAGCGGGGUGCAGAGGGUUCAUCUGGAGGAAGAGGACCAAGAGGUCUGCAGGGUUUACCAGGACCACUGGGAGACAUUGGACCAGAGGGCCCUCAGGGAAAGCAGGGAGAGCGGGGCCCUCCUGGCCCUCCAGGAAUUCAGGGGGAAACUGGUAUUGGACGUCCUGGACCAAAAGGUGACAUAGGAUUUCAGGGGCGUCUAGGUCCUCCCGGUCCCCCAGGUAUUGGUGAACCUGGCCCUCCUGGACCUCAAGGACAACAAGGGGUUCAAGGAGAGAAAGGACUUCAAGGAGAAGGGCUUCCUGGACCAAAGGGGGAUCGAGGGAUUGCAGGACCGAGAGGGCCUAGGGGACAGCAGGGUGCAGGCAUCAAAGGAGAAAAGGGUGAGUUAGGGCCACCAGGUCAUCCUGGGCCCACUGGACCAACAGGAUCUGGCAUACAGGGGGAGAAGGGAAAUGAGGGCCCAAGAGGUCCACCGGGAGUGAGAGGAAUACCAGGGGAGGGUUUACCUGGACCCAAGGGAGACCAAGGCUUACCAGGAGAACAGGGAGCUCCAGGAGAGAGAGGCAUUGGUGAAUCAGGUGCAAAGGGAGAACCAGGAGCUGCAGGACUCGGUGGUCUACCUGGUCUUCCAGGAGAAGACGGAGCUCCAGGACAAAAGGGGGAGCCUGGUUUACCUGGUUUAAGAGGCCCUGAAGGAACACAAGGAAUUGGCAUUCAAGGAGAGAAGGGUGACCAGGGUCUCAGGGGCAUCCGAGGGCUACAUGGGCCUCCUGGGAUCUCAGGACCUUCUGGACCUAAAGGUGAACGAGGCAUUCCAGGCCCACAAGGCAUACCAGGGCAACCAGGACGUUCUAUAUCAGGUCCAAAGGGCGAUGUCGGUCCUGCUGGUCCUCCAGGUGCUAUUGGAGAAACAGGUCUUGGACUACCUGGUCCAAAGGGUGAUCGUGGCCUUGCAGGUUUACCUGGUCCUGUUGGUCCAAAAGGUGAAGGCAUCCAGGGCCCAAUGGGUCCUACAGGUAUGCCAGGCUUACCAGGUGAGCCCGGUUCAGAGGGAGUAGGUAUUCCUGGUCCAAAGGGAGACAUAGGCUACAGAGGGUUGACAGGCUUGCCCGGCCCACCAGGGGAGGGCUUGCAAGGCCCACCGGGCAAUAUUGGAAGACCAGGGCCUCCUGGUCCAGUUGGACCUGCUGGAGAAGGUAUCCAAGGUCCAAAGGGUGAGCCAGGAACUCAAGGCAUGACUGGGCCAAGAGGACCUCAAGGAGAAGGGUAUUCUGGACCAAAGGGUGACCGUGGUUCACAGGGUGAAAGGGGAAUUAAGGGUACAAAAGGAGACAUGGGAGAUUCUGGAGUUCCUGGUGAAGUGGGACGACCAGGGACAAAGGGAGAGCCAGGACUUACGAGAGAUGACAUCAUUAAGCUGAUUAAAGAAAUAUGUGGAUGUGGCAUCAAGUGCAAAGAAAGGCCAAUGGAACUUGUCUUCGUCAUUGACAGCUCAGAGAGUGUCGGCCCAGAGAACUUUGAGAUUAUCAAAGACUUUGUGACAAGGUUGGUGGACAGGACCACAGUUGGACGCAACGCCACUAGAAUCGGAAUCGUUCUCUACAGUCUUGAAGUCCGUUUAGAGUUCAACUUGGUUCGCUACAUCAGCAAAGAAGAUGUCAAGCAGGCCAUUAGAAAAAUGCCUUAUUUGGGUGAAGGAACUUAUACAGGCACUGCUAUCAGAAAGGCUACUCAGGAGGCCUUCUUCAGCACUCGGCCCGGAGUAAGAAAAGUAGCUGUUGUCAUUACUGAUGGGCAGACGGACAAACGAGAGCCCGUCAAGCUUGACACAGCUGUCCGAGAGGCUCAUGCAGCAAAUAUUGAGAUGUAUGCUCUGGGGAUUGUCAACUCUUCUGAUCCUACGCAGGUUGAGUUCCUGCGAGAACUCAACCUCAUUGCCUCUGACCCGGACAGUGAACACAUGUACCUUAUCGAUGACUUCAAUACCCUUCCAGCGCUGGAGUCCAAACUCGUCAGCCAGUUCUGUGAGGAUGAAAAUGGCGCCCUCAUUUACAAUCGCAUCACAAAUGGAGCCUGGAAUGGCAACAGUGGCAACAGAAUUAAUGGAGAGAAUACUAAUGGAAAUAUGCACUAUGUCAGUAAUGGUCAUGGGAAGGAAAACAAUGCAUAUGGGAGUAAUUACAAAGAGGAGAUCCCAAAUCAGAGACGCACCAGCAGCCAAGGACGUGGUGACACUUUCACUCUGCCAAUCAGUGCUGAUCCUCUCCCACUUCAGGUGGUAGAAGAUGAUGAAGGGGAAGAUUUAGACUUAAAGGCCUACAUACAGGGUGGCAACACGGUGUCCGCAUUCAACAAAACAACACCGACAUCACGUGAGAGUGACAGUUCAGUCUCCUCUCAGACAGUAUCAUCAUCAGCGUCGUCUUCAUCUGUAGCAUCAACACUGGGCUUUAAGGAAUUCCAGCCCUUGGUGAGUCCAGUCCUGCCCGAAGAGGUCCGUCCUCUUGAUCCGCGCUGUAAUCUCACCUUGAGUCAAGGCACUUGCCGAGAAUACGUUAUCCGCUGGUACUACGACGCACAGGCCAACGCCUGUGCACAAUUUUGGUACGGAGGCUGUGGCGGAAACGCCAACCGCUUUGAAACCGAAGAGGAAUGCAAGAAUACGUGUGUUCUCCUCAAAACAGAUGGAUAAUCAUGUUUUAUUUAAUGAUGGGUUAUCACUUUCGCCCAGCAAAUUCAAUGCACUUUUCCAAUACCAUGGUCCUUGGACACAUAAGCAAGUUGUGCUCAAAUUCAAAGACAUCUGACAGAAUUUCAGAAAUACUGAUUAUGUAUAGAAGUACAUUUGACUGCUUUAUUAUUCAGGUAAACUAUACAGAUUAUGCUUCAUACACCAGGAGAUGAGUCUGACCAUCUCCAAUGUUGCUUUUGUUGUGUGUUUUUUCUAAAUGUGCAUUCAAGUUAUCAGUGGCAGCUGUGAUUUAGGGCCUUUCUGUUUUGAUGCUGCUUUGAGAGGUUUUCUUCAGUUAUACUGUGAUGAAAAUUAAGGUUUUCCUAAAAUCUGAAAAAGGUCUCUAUUUCUGGGCACUGUGUGUAAAUCUGAAUGAAUUUUCUCUUUUUAUACUUUUAUAAUAAUAAAGAAUUAAUAAAGAA
Messenger RNA from Menidia menidia (Atlantic silverside), 4223 nucleotides. The record is from the annotation of a GenBank genome assembly. Lineage: Eukaryota; Metazoa; Chordata; Actinopteri; Atheriniformes; Atherinopsidae.